CACCAACGGAAUUGAAUUUGCAAUCGAGACGUUCCUUGACAUUGCAUUUUGACGAUGCAUCUCAGAAUUGUCUUUGUUUUCGUUACUUUCUUCUGGUCUGUACGAUCUCAACCGGAAGAAAAUUCUUCUAUUAUUUACUCUACAAUAAACGAAACAAGGAAAAUAUUGAAGAAUGUAGAAUCAAACUAUCCUACAAGACAACCCAUUUUAAUAGAACGAAGCAACGUUAUAGAAAAUCAAACCAAUUUCAAAGGAAAUAUUAGUAACAGAGAGGAAACAAGUAAAUACGAAACGAAAGAUUUUGAAAUCAUUGGAAAAUAUGUUUCGAAGAACGGCAGUGAUCCUUCAACGAAUAACACCAAGACUUUCGUAUUCGAGAGUCGUGAUAAUCAAGGAAAUUGGGGACCUCAUGAAAAAGAUAUUCGUGAAGCUGUUGAUUUUGGAUUGCGAGCGAUGCAUGAUCUUUACAACGUUAAAGAACCAAAAUUAUAUUCAAUGGGACUCUAUCUUGGAGCUGAUAAUCCAGCAAAAUAUGUGGCAGCUUUCAAUGAUCAAACGGAAGAAGCUAGGAUGCUCGCUAAAUUCAGUUAUGCGGUCCUCGAAGGCGCAACUAUGUUUGUCAAAAAAUUUCCCGAUAUGUCAAGAGAAUUUCCUCUUUCUCGCAACGGUCAAGCAACGAGAUUGCAACGACAAUGUCCGAGAAGAGGAACUCCUCGAUGUCCACCAGCUAGUUUAAGAUAUAGAACUUCGGACGGAAGUUGUAAUAAUCUUAAGAAUCCUUGGUGGGGAUCAGCAAUGUCAACUAUGCAAAGAUUCUUACCACCGAGUUAUGAUGAUGGUAUACAAAGCAUUAGAAGAUCAAAAGAUGGUAAUCCAUUGCCAAGUCCACGUGUAAUUUCCGACGUGUUACACGAGGACAGGGAUAUACAAUUGGCAUCUAUUACACACAUGUUGAUGCAAUGGGGUCAAUUUGUGGAUCACGAUUUAACAGCAACUGGACAAAGCAGAGGCUUCAAUGGAUCGGUACCUCAGUGUUGUUUAAAUUCAGGUCUUGGGUUUCAACCCGUCGAAUUUACGCACCCGGAAUGUUUGCCAAUAGCGGUAGACCCUCAGGAUAGUUUCUUUGCUCGUUUUGGUGUGAAAUGUCUCGAGUUUCUUAGAAGUGGAUCAGCACCCAGAGAAGACUGCCGAUUUGGCGCUCGUGAACAAUUAUCUCAAGUUACAAGUUAUUUAGAUGCAUCCACGGUAUACAGCAGCAAUGCUUUUCAAAGUGACAAUCUCAGACUCUUUAGAAACGGUUUAUUGCAAUACGGCAAAAUCCAAUCCCAAAGACCUUUACUACCCAAACAAGAUUCGGAUCUUUGCAAACGAGGUUCUUUAUCAACGAAUUGCUUCAGAGCAGGCGAUGGUCGUUUGAGCGAACAACCAGCUCUGACGUCCAUCCAUAUUGUAUUCUUAAGAUUGCAUAAUAGAUUAGCGACGAAACUCGUCGCACUGAAUCCUCAUUGGAGCGACGAAAGAAUAUUCCAAGAAACUCGUAAGAUUAUCGGGGCGGUUGUGCAGCAUAUUACUUAUCGCGAAUUCUUACCGAUCAUACUAGGGAACGAGGUAAUGAAGGUAUUUGAUCUCGAAGUCUUAAUAAAGGGCUAUUACGAUGGUUACGAUUCUUCUAUUAAUCCUACUAUAGCAAACUCGUUCUCUACUGCCGCUUAUCGUUUCGGACAUUCAUUGGUUCAGCAUAGUUUCCUACGGUUCGACGGAAAUCAUCGACCUUUCUUUAAUAACGUCUCAAUCCACGAUGAAUUUAGAAAUCCAGAAAAUUUGGAGACAGCAGGAUCGGUAGACCGUCUUCUUUUAGGAUUAGUAAAUCAGCCGUCACAGAAAAGAGAUGAAUUUGUAACGAGUGAAUUGACACGUCAUUUAUUCCAAACGCCAGGUUUCCCUUUUGGGAUGGAUCUGGCAUCUCUCAAUAUCCAAAGAGGACGAGAUCAUGGUAUACCACCGUACGUUGAUUGGCGAGGACCAUGCGGCUUGUCUCCUAUCAAAAGUUUUGCCGAUCUUGAGAAAAUUAUGUCACCUAAUGCUAUGAUAAAAUUUCGAACUUUAUACUCUCAUGUAGAAGAUAUUGAUUUAUAUUCUGCUGGACUGGCAGAAAAUUCGGUUCGAGGUGGUUUAGUGGGACCAACAUUUGCUUGCAUAAUCGCGCAGCAAUUUAGUAACCUUAGACGUGGUGAUCGAUUUUGGUACGAAAAUGAAAAAGAGGAAAGUGGCUUUACUUCUAGGCAACUUCAACAAAUCAGACGUAUCACAUUUUCGCAAGUUCUUUGCCUUACAAUAGAUACCAUCAAAUCCAUUCAACCAUUCGUCUUUCUAGUGGCCGAUACAUUCAGAAAUAAACGUGUAGAUUGCGACGAUGAAGUAAUGACACAGUUCAGCCUUGAACCUUGGACCGAACAACCACCGGAACAAAGAAGUGGAUCGGGUAAUAUAAAAUUAUCAGAUCGAAAGAGAACUGAUCGAGUUCGUAGUACAACCAGCAAGUCUGUUACAAGUCUGAGACAAGAAGCGACCAAAGAAAAUGUUAAAAUCAACACGAAAGAACAAACGAAGGCUUUACCUCAAAGAACAAAACCUUUUAAGGCUAAUAUCAAUCAGCAUAAUAGAAUCAUCGUGAAAAAACCUUUGGGUCCAUCCGACAACGUUACUAUAGUCGUCCAGAAUAAUGCAGUGAAUUCGCCCGUCUUCGUUAACGAUGCAAUUUAUGGUUCGUACAUUCAAAUACAAACGACCACUCAAAGUCACAAGGAUGUUCCGAGACCGGAAUAUUUCAAUUAUCAAACUAAUGGACAAUAUAAUCCAUUAUCGUAUGAUCAAGGAUCAUUUAAUAUUCCUAUUCACAGACCUCCUUCAAAACCAAUACCAACUGUAAUUCCUGAAAGAUCUGGAAGUUCACAAAACAGAAAACCAUACGUACCAUAUUCUUACGACGAUCCUAACAAUCCAAAUCCUUUGAAUUAUGGUUACAGACCAAAUUAUACACCCGAGGAUAUCAUUUAUGAUAACUUUUCUCCUACAAGUCCAAGACCAACUUUAUACACCUACUACAUGCACACCCAACAAUUUAAAACUACGCAAAGACCCAUCCAUCAGGACGAAGGUCAUUCGAGUUAUUACAAUCCUUCUUACAAUAAACUAUCUACGGUGCAACAUUAUCAAGAAGCAAGUCCACCUCCCUGGAUAAAAACUAAACCACAGUUCGAAUCGAGCUAUCAGUCUUAUGCACAGAGACUAAGUUCAGAUGGUAUUACAAAUCCUCAUUCACAGUACAAUGGGAAUAUGAACAACAGACCGGAGUACUGGCCUCAUCAAGCAUCAAGUGCCAUAAAAGAUGAGAAUAUACAUUCUGGACAGAUGUAUUACAAUCAUGAUCAAGAUAAAUCUAGUAGCAAACCUUCUAACAAAGACGAAUCAGAAAUUUGGAAAUAUUCGACUAAUGUUGAGGAAGAUGACGGAUUUGCAACUUCUUUGAGCAGACCUUACAAUAAUCCUCAAGAAACAAAUAUUCAUACGAAUAGACCAAUAAAUAGACCACAUAACGAAAAUGAUCCUGACAUUUAUAAUGAGAAACCAUUCGAUACAUCCUACCCUAUUAUGCUGAACAAACCAAAUGACCAAAAUGGCUCAGGAAAUCUACCGAAUGUGCAGGUUUAUCAAGAAGAAACCAUAAAAAAUCCAAUCCUAAGUAAUCCCAGCGAAUGGACCGAUAUUCCAUCUUAUCAGCAAAGACCGACCAAAAGACCCGAUUCUACUAUACUAUAUGAAGAACCUUCGUAUCAGAAAAGUCCAAUUAAAACGCCUACGAUCGUUCAAAGCAAUCUUAGUUGGACGAAAGUUCCAUCAUACCAAGCGGAUUUAUCAAAAGAGACUAGCUAUCAGCAAAGACCGACCGUAAAACCAAAUAGAUCAACCAGCUAUUCAUUUUAUCAAACAAAUCCGUUGAACGAUCCAACGAACAAACCUAUCGAAAACACCGAAGAUAUCUCUUACCAAAGAAAACCAAUUCCACUUGUUCCUAUACAAGAGUUGACAAAAAUUCCAAACAAUAGUAAAAGUUCACGGCCGACAAAAAUACAAAGUGUUACCAUUGUCACCGAAAGUAUCGAGACAGUUCGACAUUCUGGAACUACCGGUUAUAGACCAGAAAAUAAAAUCAAUAAAGAAAUUCCAAGACCAUUGGAACUUCGACAAAACGAAGGAAAACCUGGACAAUACUAUUACGAUAAAAACGUUUUGCAUCGUUACCCCGAGAAAAUGGAAGAUGAUAUCUCUAAACAUGAUCACCGUCUUGUGAAGGACGAUGUUAUUUACAAUGGGACGAAAGAAAUUCUGACAGAAAACAAAACCAUUGUCGCAUUGAAUUUCACCGAUGUAUUUACGAAAGCUCACGUGAUUCAAAAUGACGACGAUAAAUUUAUAACGACUCCUACGAUCGUGAUCAAUGAUCCCGCUAAGAGUUAUAUCGACGACGAUCUCGACGGAGCUUUUUCCGAAAACAUCGAAAGUGUCACAACUUUGAACAGUUUACAAAGAACAAAUUACUGGUUAAAUUCCGAAGAAAAUCCAGAAUUGUCGUCCAUUUUGGAAAUGCCUAACGUUACAUCCGACGAAAGCAUAAGCGUCAAAGAAUUGCCUAAGCCUUUAAUUAAAACCAGUAAAUCCGCCUCUUAAUUUACGUUUCUUGGUAGUUUAGAAAGCUAUUAUUUUGUUCUUCUUUUUUUCUAUUUUAUUAUUAUCGUUAACCGUCAUACCUUCUCACGCUAUUUAUUAUCAAGUUCAUUCUUUAUUUUCAUUAAGUUUGUAUUUAUUUUCGUAGACGUACAUAGUUCCAUAGAGAUAAUAAUAGCGUCCGCUUACUUUUCAUUAAGAAAACUUUACUUUCUCGAUUAUUCGUAUUAAAUUUAAAAUGUUGACGAGGCUUACGAUGUAUACCAUUAAGAGACUCAUAGGAAAAUAAAAUAAUUACGUUAAGUAAC
Vespula pensylvanica (western yellowjacket) is the source of this 5033-nucleotide messenger RNA. RefSeq lists its product as uncharacterized. The transcript is spliced from 11 exons. The coding region runs from base 55 to 4728 and encodes 1557 amino acids. Gene Ontology annotation, biological process: response to oxidative stress. Gene Ontology annotation, molecular function: heme binding; peroxidase activity. The record is from RefSeq and is a predicted model, not a curated record. NCBI's taxonomy places the organism in Eukaryota, Metazoa, Arthropoda, Insecta, Hymenoptera, Vespidae.